Molecule: messenger RNA, 1764 nt
Organism: Pectinophora gossypiella (pink bollworm)
Lineage: Eukaryota; Metazoa; Arthropoda; Insecta; Lepidoptera; Gelechiidae
Exons: 1
Coding region: 1-1764 (587 amino acids)
Source: RefSeq, a predicted model, not a curated record
AUGUUAUUUCUUAUGAUUUUAUUUCUAUUUACAAAAGCAUCUUGCACACCGGAUAGUAAUGGUGGCAGCGUUCUUUUCUACAAAAAAAGCAGUAAAGAAUGUUGGAAUCAAGAUGAUCUGGCAAAGUUGCGCGCUCGGAAGAUAUUUGAAAAAAUUGUGUUACCGACGCUUCCUCCUGAGAAAAUGAGUAGUAAGUAUAAUAAAGAGAUACUAAAAUACUAUCGCAAAGCUCUGCAUGUCGUUGAUAAAGACGAAGACCGUCAUAAUGCGAAGAUUCUCAAAGAAGCAUUGGCGGAUACUUUAGGAGGACACAUGAGGUGUGAGAUGUUACCCAGUGUUAGGUUUUCAUAUUAUGCCGGCUAUGUUUCGUACAGGAGUGCAAAACAAAUGCACACCCUUUAUGAUGAUCUCAAAACGUUUCUUAACACCAAAGGGAUUGGGUGGAACCCUCCUGAGAAAACACCGAUUCAGUCUAAUUUGACUGUUGGGAAGAUCCUCAUAGGAGCUGGCAAACCGUUCGAUCCAUGCGCCUUUUUAGUUGUAAAGCGAAACGAAAAUAAUUGCAUUCACAUUCCUACUCCAAAAGUAGAUGAUGAGACGGAGCCAACGGCUAUCGUAUUGCCCUUUAAAAUCGGAGGGUUCGUCAGCCUCACGUCACAAAGUUCAGAAAAUAUUCUACUAAAGUAUUACACUACGUCAGCGAGGUGCAUUCUGCGUAGUUCGCCCCAAGAAUGCAAACAUACAGAUUUCGUUAACUACAAUAACGAACUAUGGCACUGGAUGAAGAGACACGUGGCUCCACAUCUGCUAGACGAGAAGCUGUACGCAGCUUACGGCGGAGUGUUGCGGAUCGCUGCGGCGGUUCAGAACUAUGGCAAGGGACUAUCACGUCGGAAUCUGUAUGAAUCUGAUGAUCUGGGAUCCAGUAAUAAAUGGUGUCCGUGGAAAGCACUCAAGGACCAGCAGUUAAAUAUAGAUGCGGAUUGGUCGCCACAGUUGUAUAUAGCCCUCGUUUUGGGAGCGGCGUUAGCGAUUUGUUUUUUGCAGAUAUGCUACAACUACAUUUUGGGACGCGCGAAUGGAUGUCGCUGUUCGGGAAGGAAGAGGUCGUACGACAAAGAUAUCGCUUACGCUACGGUCGACUCCAACUUCCCGGCGAUGCUGCCCUCCCAUCAGAGUGGGGGGAGCUCUAACGAUCAGAAACGUGACCGCGACCAUCGCUCCGUUACUCGAAGCAAGACUGCCUCAGUCGGUACUGUGAGAACUCGAGUGUACGACUUUAACGAAAACACAGAGAAGAUAAUGUCGGUCAUAAUGAGCGAUAACGAGGGCACAGAUGUGGAAUCUACGAGCAAUAAAGAGAGUGAGGAGGAGGUUAGGACCAAAACGGGCGUGGGGAGCGUUCAGACUCAGACGAACGUGAAGCCGCGGAGUCCUCCGAAGAUCGAGGCGCCUAUUGCGCAGUUGAAAAUUGAGAAGACGGCGCAGGCUGAGAAAGCUCGGCCUAUGUGCUCAACCAGUACUGUUACGCAGUCGGAGGUAACGUACUGCGGGCAGGUGAGCGACACAGCCUGGUCAGGUAGUUACACAACGGAGAGUUCAGUGAGUACCAAAUCCCACACUCAAAGGACAAGACGUUCGCGCGACCUCGCCUGGGCGCGGAGAGUAGUCUCUAAACACACAGUGAAUGAUCAAAACACGAAAUCCUUCACCGGCACAGAUUAUGAUUUACGUUCGUUCACAACGCCACCGUCUCGAAGGUAA